UACAGUGCCUUCUAAAAUGCUCAAGAGAGGUUCUAUACACAUAUCAAUGUUCUCAAAUUCUAACCUAUUGGUUGGAUUGUACCGUCCGAGGAGACGACUCCGGCGACGGAGAGGAAGCAGCGUUCGGCUAGGGAACAAGCAGCGACGAUGUUUCUGCCUUGGAUCGCGUCGUGUUGUACAAUGGGGUGUUAUAGUUCCUUUUAGGAUGUUGAAGAAAAUCAUCAUGGAAAUUGUACCAAAGGGAAAUUGGAUUGAGGCUUAUUGUUGGUCUCUACCACUUCUACGUCCUCAACUGUUUCCUCUUUGUUAAUCACAAAUAAUGGAUUUCAUUCCCCAUGCACUAUCUAUCAAAAUUGUGAAACCAUAAAAAAUAUAGAACCACAUGAAUGAGUGUGUAAGUUCUUAAGUUGUAAUUCAGAACUUCCCAUGUUUUAUCGAUCUGCUUGGAGAAAUAACCCUAUAUACAUUUUCUUUUGUAAUCCAUCAUGUAUAAUUUACAAGAAAAUCAAAUUUCUCUAUACAUUUGUGACUA
Messenger RNA from Medicago truncatula (barrel medic), 532 nucleotides. RefSeq lists its product as uncharacterized. The record is from RefSeq and is a predicted model, not a curated record. The transcript has a single exon. Lineage: Eukaryota; Viridiplantae; Streptophyta; Magnoliopsida; Fabales; Fabaceae. The coding region runs from base 17 to 310 and encodes 97 amino acids.